AUGGUGGGUCACGUCUUUAACCCUAGGGCCAGCCUGGUCUACAGACUCUUUCUGUUUCCGUCUGGAAACAGGGCCUCUGGUGUAGCAGUCUCUGAUGGUGUCAUCAAGGUGUUCAAUGACAUGAAAAUGUGCAAAUCCUCAAGGCCAGAAGAAGUGAAGAAAAGAAAGAAGGUGGUGCUCUUCUGCCCGAGUGAGGUUGAGACCAUCAUCCCAGAGGAAGGCAAGGAGAUGUUGGUAGCAGAUGUGGGGCCGACUGUGAACGACCCCUUACUCCACUUUUGUCAGGAUGCUGCCAGACAAGGACUGACAGGCGCUACACUCUCUAGGAUGCAACCAAGGAGAGCGAGGAGGACCAACCUGCUGUUCAACUUCUGGGCCCCUGAGAGUGCACCUCUUCAGAGCAAAAUGAUCUGUGCCAGCUCCAAGGAUGCCAUCAAGAAGAAUCUGACAGGAAUCAAGCAUGAAUUACAAGCUAAUUGUUUCGAGGAGGAGGUCAAAGCCUGCUGCACCCUGGCAGAAAAACUAGGUGGCAUCUUCCUGGAGCACAAGCCUUUGUGAGCCACCUCCAGCCCCCUGCCUAGUAGCCCUGGAGGUGCUCUUGGGUGUUAUAGGCUGCCCCUUUCCUGCCAGGCAGAAGGGCUGGGGGUAUCCCAGCAGGGAGGGGACAAUCCCUUUACCUCAGUUUCUGAUUGUUCCUCCCUCCCACCCGGUGCACUUUCUCCUCCCUCAUCCCUGAGGGU
Messenger RNA from Rattus norvegicus (Norway rat), 740 nucleotides. Lineage: Eukaryota; Metazoa; Chordata; Mammalia; Rodentia; Muridae. The record is from RefSeq and is a predicted model, not a curated record.